AUGGCUGUCGAGACCAGGAAAAUCCUCCUCACUGGGGCGACCGGCUUCAUCGGGGGCAGCAUCUUGACCCACCUCCUCGAAUCACCGGAGCCGUCCCUCAAAGAUGCACAGAUCACCUGCCUGCUCCGCGGUACUGAUCGUGCGGAGAAGCUCUCAUUGACGUAUGGAGAUCGUGUCAAGCCAGUUGUGUAUGAAGGGCUCGACGACCUCGACGCCACCACCGCUGCUGCUGCCGAGCACGACAUCGUCAUCAACACCACAGCCGGCCACCACACUCGGGCCGGGGUCGCGCUGGUCGAAGGUCUGGCUAAGCGGAAGGCUUUGACGGGUCGCGAUGUCUGGAUUCUGCACACGUCGGGCACCUCGAACAUUGGCGACAGGCCUAUCACGAAGCCCGAUGUCCCGGUCCGUGUCUUCGAUGACCUCGUCGACGAUACCUACAGCUACGAGAAGGCUCUGGAGGCAGAGCACGCCUACCCUCAGCGCACGGCAGAGCUCAGCGUCAUUGAUACAGGUCUGGCGCUCGGCGUCAAGACACUCGUCAUCAUGAGCCCCAUCAUCUACGGCGAAGGGAGAGGCAUCUUCAACAAAACGAGCAUCCAGACCUUCACCCACCGUACCGCUGUGAAGAGAAGACAGGUGGCUGUCGUCGAGGCGGGCAACAACAUCUACGGCCACCGAGGGCCAGAAUCUCCCAACGGGCCAGAAGGGGCAUCAUCUUCAGCGCGCACGGCGGGGCACACCAUGAUCCGGCAGGCCGAGCUGAUUGCUGCUGCCGGGCAUGAGCUCGGCGUGUUCCCAGACAGGCAGAUCCAGCAUCUUGGCCUGGAAGAGGCGGCGUGGGCCGUCCUGCCUCAUGUGAAAGUCUUCACGGAAGAGCAGAUCAAGCUUGCGGGCUCUCAGAUUGUCGAAGCAAUUCUGGCGGCCAAUGCCAGAUCGGUUCCGAGUGUUGCUCGCCGGCUGGGGUGGAAGCCGUCCAAGGGCGAAGACGCCUGGGAGCAGUCCAUCAAGGAUGAUGUCAGGAUUGAGGCGGCUGCCCUGGGUCUCCUGUGA
This is a messenger RNA of Verticillium dahliae VdLs.17, 1053 nucleotides long. RefSeq names its product NAD dependent epimerase/dehydratase family protein. The record is from RefSeq and is a predicted model, not a curated record. The transcript is spliced from 2 exons. Bases 1 to 1053 code for a protein of 350 amino acids. NCBI's taxonomy places the organism in Eukaryota, Fungi, Ascomycota, Sordariomycetes, Glomerellales, Plectosphaerellaceae.